GGCCCUGGGGACGAAGUUGCAGUUUCACUCAGGUUUGCUUACGGUUAGCUUGCAUAUGGUCCUGUCCAACAAAUAAAAGCUAACCGCAAGCAAAUAUGCGGUAGGUGAAACUAACCGCAAGCAAACAGUGCAUUCGGCAUUCGGCGUUGGCAUGGAGAGGCCGCGAUCUUUUGGUCAGCUCCCAGCUCCAGUAGUCCCAGUCUCUCAGGACCCACUUAGAAAAGAGGUACCAUAGCAAUAAGUUCUGUUCCACAUUGUUGUCUUGGCGGGGUCGUCUUGGCGAAUGUGGUAUCAAAGGCGAAGCAUGUUGCUAUCAAGUAUUGGUGAAAACUGCAUAUAACCAACUAGCAGUAUAAAUCGUACAUAAGAUAAGUGCGUUCGACUUAAAUAACCUUUAUAUGCAAUGGCUAGUGAACCCAUUUUGUGAAUGUAAACUGGACGGUUAUAAAUCGUAAAAAUGCCUGCAGCUACCAAAAAGGCGGGUAAAAAAAAGAAGAGUGGCAAGAAGAGCGCCAAAAAGGGUCUGAAAGGACUGCAGAGUAUUGCAGAAGUGCUUAAGUCAGUUAGGCACCAGUAUGAACUGAAAAGCAGCGAGUUCAACAGUUAUGUGCACCCAGAUGUGAAGAAACUCAUAAACCAGUAUGCUGAAAACAACACGCUUUUGACAAAGUUCAUAUUAAUGCCAGGUCCAGCUGAGGAAUUGCCAGUUAAAGUCCCACCACUUGUGGCAGCAAUAAGGAGUAAUCGAUAUGUACAUGUUAAAGAGCUUUACAUUUGGGACAUACCCAUGAAACAUGAGGAUAUGGCUACACUGGCAUUGCUUUUGGAGCAGUCUAUUUAUCCCAUUCAAUACCUGGAACUGAUGGAAUGUAGUAUUAACAGCUAUGGAGUGGACAGGCUAGCAAGGUCAAUGUGUAUGAGCAAUCUGACAGCACUGUUGCUGGAUUAUAACAAGUUUGGUGACUCUGGUUGCAGUGGUCUUUGUAGAGGCCUUUAUGGUAACAGAACUCUGUUACGUCUCAGCCUUUGUUAUUGUGAUCUUGGCCCUCCCAGUGGAGAGAUUCUUGGAAAAACAGUUUCAAACACUGUCCUAAGUGACAUUUAUCUUGAUGGCAACUUCUUGGAGUGUGAAGGAGUGAUUGAACUCAUCAAGCUCUUUGCUGACUCAGCGGAAAUGGAAGCUAUUGAACGUGCUGAAAGAAAGGAGGCAGAGAACAUUGAAACAAACACGUUAGCUGUACCGGGUGUACCAUCUGCUAUGUCGUCAGUAUCAAGGCCAACAUCUUCUGUUUCCAUUAAAAGUAAACCUGGAAGUGCAAGGUCUCGCAUAUCUUCCACUGGGAAAAAAGGGAAAAAAGGAAAAAAGAAAAAAAGUGCAAAGAGAAAAAAGGAGCCACCCCCCCCACCAGCAGUUGGUCCAUGGAUUCAGAAACUCCACUUGUUAAACAAUGGUAUUGAUGCACAUGGACCAGGCUCAACUCUUGGACCUGUUAUGUGUAUGAAAAUGUUAAGAAAAUUAAUUGCACAUUCAGAGUGCUUACAGGAACUAGAUCUAGACGAUAAUCUCAUUGGUGACUUGGGAGGAAGAGAGAUCCUUGAGGCACUUAUGGACAGAAAAGAAGCUGGCUUGCAUGCUGUUAAAAUCAAUGUCACUCACCGAAUGAACUCAACAACAUUUGCUGCCAUCAACAAGCUUGGAUCAGGUCUCAAGAAAAAAGGGAAAAAAAAGAAAGGAAAGCCUGGCAAGAAACGAAUUUAGAUGGGGGAAAACAUGUAGUUCAUCUGGCCAGUUGCUCACUAAAGAAUGUUAGCCAACUUGGGAAUGAAGCUGGUUUGAUGCUCAGUCAAGUUUCAGCACAAUUCCAAUCAAACACAAGAACAGUUCAUACAUUUGCGUCUGGACGAUCGCUCUCAAGUAGUGUGGUGUACAGGACAUACUUGACUUGAACCAUGACGCGACAGAAACCUCGAGCUCAUAAUUUAAUUGUUAAAUAAAGUCGGGGGUUAUCCAGAAAGUUUGCCAACGACAGCUCCAGUGUUCUUGAGUUUUGCUUUUGCUUUUUUGUUUUAGUUUUAAAACAUUAAAUCUUUCCUCAGCAACUGUAA
Messenger RNA from Orbicella faveolata, 2106 nucleotides. RefSeq lists its product as uncharacterized. The record is from RefSeq and is a predicted model, not a curated record. Gene Ontology annotation, cellular component: perinuclear region of cytoplasm; nucleus; cytosol. Gene Ontology annotation, biological process: activation of GTPase activity; nucleocytoplasmic transport. NCBI's taxonomy places the organism in Eukaryota, Metazoa, Cnidaria, Anthozoa, Scleractinia, Merulinidae. Gene Ontology annotation, molecular function: GTPase activator activity; small GTPase binding.